Penicillium egyptiacum is the source of this 537-nucleotide messenger RNA. Lineage: Eukaryota; Fungi; Ascomycota; Eurotiomycetes; Eurotiales; Aspergillaceae. The record is from the annotation of a GenBank genome assembly.
AUGGACUACAGCAUGGAAGACACACAGAACUCGGCGCCCGACGCGCAGCAAGCUAGCAAGCUGAACCCCUCGGGUCAAAAAAGCGACACCCAGAGCGUGACCAAACGCCUGCAAGCCGAGCUCAUGCAACUCAUGCUCUCGCCCUCACCCGGCAUUUCCGCCUUCCCGGACGCAGACGGCAACCUUCUCUCGUGGACAGCAACCAUCACCGGUCCGACCGAGACCCCCUACGAGGGCCUCACACUGAAACUCUCCUUCGCGUUUCCCAACAACUACCCCUACUCUCCGCCAACAGUUUUGUUCAAGACUCCGAUCUACCACCCUAACGUCGACUUCUCAGGCCGCAUCUGCCUCGACAUCCUCAAGGACAAAUGGAGCGCCGUCUACAACGUAUCGAGCGUUUUGCUCAGCUUGCAGAGCUUGCUGGGUGAGCCUAACAACCCCUUGAAUGCCCAAGCAGCCGAGCUUUGGGACUCGGACCAGGCGGAGUUUAAGCGCCACGUCCUCGCCCGGCACCAAGACCUGGACGAUGAAUAG